Phytophthora sojae is the source of this 3834-nucleotide messenger RNA. RefSeq lists its product as hypothetical. Gene Ontology annotation, cellular component: nucleus. The transcript is spliced from 2 exons. The record is from RefSeq and is a predicted model, not a curated record. Bases 1 to 3834 code for a protein of 1277 amino acids. Lineage: Eukaryota; Oomycota; Peronosporomycetes; Peronosporales; Peronosporaceae. Gene Ontology annotation, biological process: transcription by RNA polymerase II.
AUGAGCGACUCGAAUGGCGUCGACAUGGACGCCGAGUUGGCGCAGCUUCUGCGCGAGCAGGAGCAGUUCCUGAGCCAGAAGAAGGCGCCCGCAGCUAAAGUCUCCAGGCGCGGGGCUCCUCCCAAAGUUUCCGCUGCAAAGGCCCCCUCCGCCGCCUCAGAGUCCGCCCCAGACGACGCCCCUCAGGUGCUCAAGCGCGUCGUGGAGCGGCAGGUGGCGCCCGUGGGCCAGAAAUCGCUCGUCAUCGCCCCAGAGGCCUCGGGAUUCCCCGCCGUCAAGCGGCGCGGCCCUGGCCAGAGCCUCUUCGGGCGCAGACGGCGAGAGGCGAAGGCUGCGGCCGCCAAGGAGCCGCCACAGGAGCAGCAGCAGCCUCUGGACCAGGAGAGCAGGGACAUCGACGCUGCGAGCAGGGCCAAGCUGCAGGAGAUGAGUCCGCAGGAGAUCCUGGAGGCCCAGCAGGAGCUGCUGAGGACGCUGGACCCGGAGCUGGUGCAGAAGCUCAAGAACCGACGCAAGAAGAGCGCCCAGAAGACGGUGAAGAGCGAGAGAAGUGCUGUAUCUACUGCUGCUGCUGCUGUCUCUAGUGACGUGGUGGCUGAGAAGAAGAAGAAGGUGGUGAUUGGAGCGUCCGUGGUGAAGGAGGAGCUGGAGGACAGGGAGCAGGUGCAGAAGGAGGAGUUGAUCAAGAGUCUGGCGGCUGUGAAGACGGAGGAGGAGCUGAAAGAGCAGACCAAGCUGUUGCCCGCUGAAGAGCGCGCCAAGUUGGACUGGACACAGAGCACCAAGGAGAAGAAGGACGGCCAGGCUGCACACCACAAGAAGAUUGCGCGUCCGGUGGUGGAAGACGCCACGCUGGAACGCUUCGACAUGGACGGAAAUGUGCUUAACGCGACAAAUGAGGAGCUGCCCGCGCACUCUGGACUGUUUCACCAUGGCGACGACCCGGACGCUGCGGGGUACACGCUUCCAGAGCUGCUGCACCUUGCGCGGAGCUCCGUCGCUAGUCAGCGCGCGCUGGCACUCACUGUCGUGGCGAAGAUCCUGCACAAGCGUCAACUGCAGGCGCAAGCGUCGCUCCCAGUGGCGCCGCGCGUGUUGCCUCGCGACAUGGCGAUCACGCUGCGAAUCGUGCUCGACGACCAGAACUACACGGCGCUGAGUGCAGGAGUAUCCGCGCUGCACGCCUUUAUCGUCCCCGUUGUUACUGGAAGUGAUGGAGAGGAUUAUCUGCCGGAACUGGUGCGUGGCAACGUGGUUCUUCCGCCCCGAGUGCAUCUUCAUCGAAAUGGAGCUGUGUCUGGAGCGCAAGGCAAGGACUACGCUGCCAACACCGUUGAAGAAGUGGUUUAUAUUGACACGAGCGAGGCUGACGACGGAUCUAGCAUCAGUGACGAAGAUCUGGCGGCGCUGGAUCCGGUGCAGGCGCUCCUCAACAUGGACCUGGGCACGCGACUGCGGUACAUUCUUGAGACGAUCCAGCUGCCAGAUCAAUUCGCCACGGAGAAGAUGCUGGAGAUUUUGAUCGCAGUGGCUAGUUAUUCGCCGCGUGCUGCUCACGAGAUCAGCUCGAACGCAAGACUGAUGAAGCUUCUGCAGCAGCAAUACCUCGAGAAUGAACAGGUGCUGACUUUCCAAGAGGGCAACAUUCGCUCGCUGCAGCUCACCCUGAAGGCCCUGAAGCUCGUGCGAGUUGUGUGCCAAGGCCAACGCAGCGUGGCUUCUGCUUUGAUCUCGAGCGGCUUGAUUCAGAGCACAAAGGGCUUCCUCGCGUUGAAGGAAAUCCCCAGUGGCGAAGAAAAUGAGGAAGCAGCAGCUCUGUUCGGGAAGAUGCAAGUCGAGAGCCUUCGGAUCUGGCGCGUCCUCCUUGGAUACAGCCUCGACUUCCACUGCUUCGCGUAUUUGUUCCCCGCUCUGUCGGGCUUCAUGCAGAAUGCUUCAGGAGCACCAGCUGCUCGAAACUCGGCGCUGUUUUCGGCUUUGGAAACGUUUUGUGGGCUUGGAGCGGUGCAUGAAGCGCAGCAUUAUUUCAACCAAAUGGGGUUCUUCUUGAAUGCUGCGAAGGAUGAGGCUGUCCAACUCAUCCGUGCGCUGCUGAACGUGUCGGAGUUGAAUAACGUCAAGUCUAUCGUGUUGCUUUCCACGACGCUUAGAUUCCUCGCCGCGGCAAGCGCCCACGCUACCAAGUACAAUCUGGAAACCAGCGCUCUGAUCGAGGUGUUCAGGCUGGUGCAGUCACGCGAGGUCACGCGGGAUCUCCUUCCGCGGCUUCAGGAUACGGUGGCCAAGAGAGAUCUGUUGCUUGGGUUUGUACGCUUCCACCGCAAGAUUGUGGUGAACGGCUUGCUCUCAGAUGACAUGGAUGACGAGGAGGUCGUGCAGACGUUUUCGCGUGAAGUGAAGGGCUCUCUAGUCGCUGCAGCAACCUCUGCCGUUGCAAGUUCUUCGUCCACAUUCAGCACUACGUUGAUACAAGCCUGUGAAGUUACGCUACUGUUGGGAGAGCUCAUUGCUGAUGGUAAGAGUGAUGCUGCCAACUUUAACGCCGAGUUCGUGCAGAAGGUGUACCACCAGGCGUUGAUCCUGGUGGAGCGUCUUGGUGGCGGUGCGGAGUACCUGAUCGCGCGGUUGUUUGCAAGUGUGUUGUUCCACCAGAGCUCGCUCCAGUUGCUUGGCGUAUUCAGUGACGAAGCUGACUCGACGCGCAUGAGCCGCGUAUUGACUCCAAUCUACCAGGCGCUUGUGAACGCUCCCCACGAGCAGGAAGCCCACUCGGCGCAGAUCUUCACUGGUGUCUCGGCUUCUACCAUGUUCUCGCAUCAUCUGCGCCUCCCUCUAGAGGAGCAGUCGUAUAUCCCGAGUAACCUGCCACUGCCGAGCUUCUGGAUGGUGUGCCCGUUGUCCCGUAUCGAGUAUAGCAGCAGCAGUGCGGAUGGCAAGUCUCAGGCUGAUGUGGGUCCGACGAGGGCGCAGAGCGAGGAGAUGAAGCUGAUCGUGAGUGCUACUUGCCGAUUUGUGUUCGAGUUCGAGCGACUGGCGCCGCAGAUGUCGUCUAUCCCCUCCAUCGCUGAGUUGCGCCCGGAGGACAAGCUUUUCCACUUGAUGCACGUGUUCUUCGCUGGCAGCGACGUACUUUUCGAUGACCACGUGGACGCGGCGCUGCGUCAACUGCUUCCGAAGCUGGUCCAGCCUAUCCUGAGCUCACCUGAAGACUCGCGGCUGCUGUACGAAGGCAUCCUGCGGAAUCUCAAGCGCUUCCAGAGCCUUGAGUCCGGGGAGCAGGUCGACCCGGCUCCGACGAGUAACGCGGUGUCCUUCUCGUCGGAUGACCAACAAGUGCUGACGUUCGUGGAGAAGUUAAUGGCCGAGUUCACGGCGUCUUCCUUCGGCAACACGCACUUCGCGCAGUGCGUCACGUUGCUGCUGGCCCGUGACUUCCCUCUGCAGUUGCGCAAGUUCGUGUGGAAGGAGUUGCAGGAUUCGCAUCAGCUGCACACGCUGUCACCCUUUGAAGUGUCCAGCGCGCAGCUACUGAAGCGAUGCACGCGAGGUGGAGUAUCACCCGUCGUGGAUGACAAGUUGCUGCAGCUCAUGCAGCUGGCCGUGUGCCAGCAGAAGCUGUCGCCUGCCAAGGGUGUGUUCGGCUACUCCGUCGCCAUCCACCACCUCGUGGCCUACUUAUUCGCUGAGGACAGCGGCACGCUCAGUUUCGCGCGCCAGCAUUUCGCGCAGACACUAGCGACCGAGGCGUCUCCAGCCAUUUGGGGCCACCUUCUGAGCUACGACGUGAUCUCGAAGUCUUUUGACCUCCAUUAUCUUACACCAGCGUCGGUGUGA